GGAGGACAUUUGGAUGUUGCUGUAGUUGCUGAUUCACCAUGAGGGGAGAAAGGUUGUUUAUCGGGUUGAUAGUUUUUGGUGUAUUUGAAUAUUUGUGUGAUGCUCAAGGGGGAUAUCAGUCUUCCAACAGUAAUGCAGGAGAUUUUGUAACAACCCCACAGCUUAACAGGAAGCCAGUGGGCUCACAAGCACCUGUCACAGCCCGCCCAACAUUUGGAAGACCAUGGUUCACCCAGGGUCCUGCGACCCGCCCAACCAUUGGACGACCAGGCUUCACCCAGGGCCCUGCGACCCGCCCAACCAUUGGACGACCAGGCUUCACCCAGGGCCCUGCGACCCGCCCAACCAUUGGACGGCCAGGCUUCACCCAGGGUCCUGCGACCCGCCCAACCAUUGGACGGCCAGGCUUCACCCAGGGCCCUGCGACCCGCCCAACCAUUGGACGGCCAGGCUUCACCCAGGGCCCUGCGACCCGCCCAACCAUUGGACGGCCAGGCUUCACCCAGGGUCCUGCGACCCGCCCAACCAUUGGACGGCCAGGCUUCACCCAGGCUCCUGUGACGCCCCGCCCGACCCUUGGGGGACCCAAAGGGUCUACAAUUCCAGUGGAACCUCCUACACCUAAACCAGAUGCUGUGAAGGCUCACUGUGGGGAAAGCUCUGUUCAGUUGGAAGUGGAUAUGGACCUGCUUGGCAUCGGCCACCUUAUCCAGCCCACUGACAUCACACUAGGAGGCUGUGGACCUGUUGACCUGGAUGGGUCUACCCAAGUGCUUCUAUUUGAGACUGAGCUGCACAGCUGUGGCAGUGUGCUUGCAAUGACUGCUGACUCCCUAGUGUACACCUUCACCCUGAAUUACCAACCUAGUGCACUUGGUGCUACUCCCAUCAUUAGGACAUCAAGUGCUGUGGUGGGCAUUCAGUGUCAUUACAUGAGGCUGCAUAAUGUGAGCAGUAAUGCCCUGAAACCAACCUGGAUCCCCUACCACUCCACCCUGUCUGCUGAGGACCUCCUUGUAUUCUCCCUGAGGCUCAUGGCUGAUAACUGGCAGACGGAGAGGACAUCCACGGUGUUCUUCCUUGGGGACCUCAUCAACAUUGAGGCUUCAGUGGUCCAGGCCAACCACGUGCCCCUCCGCGUGUUUGUGGAUACCUGUGUAGCUACUUUGGACCCUGACAUGAAUGCUGUCCCCAGAUAUGCUUUCAUUGAAAACAAGGGGUGUCUAAUGGAUUCCAAGCUGACCAACUCCCGCUCACAGUUCCUGUCAAGGGUACAGGAUGACAAGCUGCAAUUUCAGCUGGAUGCUUUCCGGUUUGCCCAGGAGACCAGGAGUGCUAUCUAUAUAUUCUGCCAUCUGAAAGCCACUGCUGCCUUGCCAGAUUCAGAAGGGAAGGCCUGCUCAUUUCCUCUUGGAAAGGAGCGGUGGGUUAGUGCAUCUGGGAAUGACCAGGCGUGUAGUUGCUGCGACACCAGCUGUGCUGGGAGGAAGGGCAGGAGUGUGGAUUCAGGUGCACAAUAUGAGGGUGGUGCAGUCCUGGGGCCCAUUGUUAUCCAGGAGGCUUCCAAAGAUGUGCCUGAGUCCCCUGGCACUCUGACAGCUGAUCACAGAGCAGGAGGUUCCUCUGAGGCUGUGAUCAUGGCAGCAGUGAUGGCUGCAGUGGGACUGGCUUGCAUGAUUGUGCUGGCGACUGUCCUGGUGUGGAGACGCUACAAACAUGUGUUGUAAAUGGGUGCAGGUUUAUAAAUAAAACGGUGGAAGAAAAUCUA
Molecule: messenger RNA, 1768 nt
Organism: Anguilla anguilla (European eel)
Lineage: Eukaryota; Metazoa; Chordata; Actinopteri; Anguilliformes; Anguillidae
Product: zona pellucida sperm-binding protein 3-like
Exons: 9
Coding region: 39-1727 (562 amino acids)
Biological process (GO): binding of sperm to zona pellucida; egg coat formation; positive regulation of acrosome reaction
Cellular component (GO): extracellular matrix
Molecular function (GO): acrosin binding
Source: RefSeq, a predicted model, not a curated record